Molecule: messenger RNA, 2328 nt
Organism: Rhea pennata
Lineage: Eukaryota; Metazoa; Chordata; Aves; Rheiformes; Rheidae
Gene: CISD1
Product: CDGSH iron sulfur domain 1
Exons: 3
Coding region: 6-383 (125 amino acids)
Biological process (GO): regulation of autophagy
Cellular component (GO): intracellular membrane-bounded organelle; mitochondrial outer membrane
Molecular function (GO): 2 iron, 2 sulfur cluster binding
Source: RefSeq, a predicted model, not a curated record
CGCGCAUGCGCGGCGCCGCGCUGCCAGUGCGCUCUGCGGCGUCGGAGCGGGCAGCCAUGGGGCUCGGGUCCAACUCCGCUGUGCGGGUUGAAUGGGUUGCUGCAGUCUCCUUAGCUGCUGGAGCAGCUGCUGUUGGGUAUCUAGCUUACAGAAAAUUUCUCUCUAAAGACAAAUGUUGCAAAGCAAUGGUAAAUCUCCAUAUCCAGAAGGAUAACCCCAAGGUAGUCCACGCAUUUGAUAUGGAAGAUCUGGGAGACAAGGCUGUGUACUGUCGUUGCUGGAGGUCUAAGAAGUUCCCCCUGUGCGAUGGCUCUCACACGAAGCACAACGAUGAAACUGGUGACAAUGUUGGACCUCUGAUCAUCAAGAGGAAGGAGGCGUAGAGUGGACAGUGGAAGCUCCAAAAUGAAUGUCUGACAAAUCCUCUGCUCACUUGUAAUUGGCGGGGGGGAAAUCACAAUUCUUUGUCGUGUCACUGAAGACUUCCCAGUGUGGUAUAUACAUCAGGCUUCAGCAAGUGUAUUUUUUCUGGUGUGUGUCUUGUUUUAAUCACUACAACGUAUAAUUUAGUAAAUAGUCACAAUGUAUAAUUUAGUAAACAUUCAUGGUUUAAAUUUUUUGUCCUGUAGAGUGUGUGUACCCUAUCAUUAAGUAUGAAAUUGAAAUGACGGAUAGAAUGUACUUCAGCUGAUGUGCAGAAAAUAAUUUAUUAAAUUCUUUUCAAAUACCUGUGUAGUACUUUGAGGCAAUUCAGUAGCAAGUAUAUUCAGAAGAUAGUUCUUAAUAAUGCUGAGAGGUUCAAAAGUCACAGGCGCAGAUAGGCGAAAGGAAAGAAAUCAUGGUGCCAAAAUGGAACUUGUGAUUACACUGCAUUUUUUGCAAGUGUCAUUUUUUUUCUGUCAGACUGUUGUUCUAUGUUGCUUCUGUAAAAGUUUAAUAGUUAACUAUGAACAACAUAAAAAGACUUAUAGCAAGAUGGGGCUUUGAUCUUGCAGCAGUGUUGAAACUUGACCCUACUACCUACCAUAUGCUAUCAGGAACAUAAUAGCCAAACUGUGGAAAUGUGUUUAGAGUAAGAUUAAGAAGAUUGUGUCUGGGAGAGCUUUCUUAGUGUAGAAGGCAAAUGAUUGGUGAAGGUGCUGAAGAAGUAGGGGGCAGCAACUGGCAGGGUGAUUUUGCUGCUAGAACCCCUUAAUUUCACUUGCACUCCCCAGCAGUAGAACUAACUUCCCUAGAUGACAAGACAUUUGGGUGGCUGUGCUGCCAAAAGCAAAAUAAAAACUAAAAAAACUCACCUGUCAUUACUGUCUGCUUCAUCUUUGCCCUGGUGGUUCUGGAGGACCCUUCCCUCUGUGCAGGGAAGAGGCACAUCUUUCUUACCGAGUGGCCUUAGGCUUUAUGUGUCUUAAAUAGUUCCUGCCUCUCUGGGCUAACUAUUGAUGUAGAUCAGCUAAUUUUACCAAAAGAACCAAAAUGAAGAUGCUUCAGUGAUGGCUAGAAAAAAAAGGGAAAAGGAGGGAUGAGGCAAGAACUCGCCCCCCAUUUGUGUGGCACUUGUCUGCCUCGUCUAACACUGCUGUGCAUAUUGCAAAUGUGAGCUGGCUGUAACAUUGGUUAUCUAAAAUACCUUUGAUUUAUCAACAUACAAAGAACUACAAAGCAAAAUCCAAAGAGCGGGGUGACAGAGGUUGGUUGUGUGUUAAAUCCAGUCCACUAGCAUAAUUACACCUUGUGGAAAACUGAUUUCUUAGUGUCUGGGGAGAGAGGAAGACUACCUCAGCUAGAGGAGAGGCCUUUCAGGAAGCUGGAAUUUUAAGAUGAACCCUUGAAGAUCCUUCCAGAUGAUAGGGAUAGCAGAGUUUUUUUUUAUUUAUAUAUAUAUUUAAGGUCAGGGUUGGUAUGACUGGUUGAGAUCAAAGAAAGUGUUUUGUGUGUUCUCUUAGAUUUGGGACAUUCAGAGGCUGAGGUUGUAGCUGACUGAUCUGAACUUUGGCAGAAGGCGCAGAAAAUAGAGAAAGUGGCAGAAAAGUAGGGUAAAGAAGGUUUGCGGCUGAAACAUAUGGGGCUCAACUACUGUCUAUUGGAGAUCUGUACUAGAAAGAAGUUGCAGUCAAAAAUAUGUAGUUUAUAUCUUUUCUUCCUGUCUUGACUGUAAAGGUACUUGAUUUUUUUUUAACUUGGCUAAGUACUGAUAUGUCUGGAAAGUUGUUUUAACCUUAAAUUACCAAAUAUGUCGGUUUUAUCCAAAACAAGUUAUUUCUGUAUUAUUAAACUGUGACACUGGAUGUUUCUGUAUUUUUGUCAAAUACACUUUUGAGCUCAUCUUAA